Messenger RNA from Puccinia graminis f. sp. tritici CRL 75-36-700-3, 1862 nucleotides. RefSeq lists its product as uncharacterized. The transcript is spliced from 18 exons. Gene Ontology annotation, biological process: transmembrane transport. Gene Ontology annotation, cellular component: membrane. The record is from RefSeq and is a predicted model, not a curated record. Lineage: Eukaryota; Fungi; Basidiomycota; Pucciniomycetes; Pucciniales; Pucciniaceae. Gene Ontology annotation, molecular function: transmembrane transporter activity. The coding region runs from base 205 to 1791 and encodes 528 amino acids.
CGCGGAAAGAUUAUGUAUUGUCCAGACUGCAUUCCAUGAGCCAGAUCAGCGUGAACAGGCUCCGCAAACUCUCGAGAUUCUUGUCUUGAUAAGUUUUGCAGGAUUGUGCUGAUUUCAGUCCUUCUGCUCACUCACAUAAAGACCUGGGCCCUUCGUAGACAGACGUUCCAGCAACCAGCCCAACUUCCUACACAUCUUACAGAAAUGGAGAGCGAGGAAAACAGAAACCUGCAGACGGAUUCCAAUGCCACACACUACUUGAAGGACAGUUCUCACAUCCCCCAGCCAAGCAAUCCAUCGCGGCAUAAGCGUGCCCUGCUGAAAUUGGAUCUCUUACUCAUUCCUGUGUUGGGCCUGUUCUAUUUCUUGAGUUUUUUGGAUCGAUCAAACCUUGGAAAUGUACGAAUCAUUGGUCUUCAAAGAGAUCUUGACAUGACUGAUUAUCAGUUCUCAAUGGCAUUGACUGUGACAUUCAUACCUUACAUACUUAUUGAGCUCCCAUCCAAUCUAUUGGUCCGCAGAAUUGGCGCUGGGAUCCUGAUUCCAGCCAUUGUCACAAUUUGGGGAUUGGUGACUUGUCUACAAGGAUUGGUUACCAGCUAUCACGGACUUCUUGUAUCUAGGUUCUUCUUGGGCUUGGUUGAGGGCGGACUAUAUCCAGCCAUCAUCUUAUACCUAUCUUCAUUUUACACCAGGACCGAGCUCCAAUUUCGGAUCGCCUUAUUCUGGGGCACGAUUUGUGUGGCUGGAGCAGCCUCAGGAUUGCUGACAUAUGCGAUCAUCAAGCUCGACGGUCAAUGGGGACACCCAGGUUGGGCUUGGGUUUUCCUGAUCGAAGGAUUUGUCACCGCUGUUUGUGGAGUCAUUGGGUUUUUCAUUCUGCCUGCGCGUAUUGAGACGGUAAGAAUUCUGACUGAAGAAGAAAAAACGCUGCUCAUAUUGAGACUGGAGGCGGCCUCGACGACCGGCUCCAAUGCCAUUGCAUCAGAUCCGGACCUUUCAAGCCACCAGUACCCCGCCAAGUCAACCAUGACCCAGGUCUGGGAAGCGUGCAAAAGCCCGCACGUGAUUCUCUUGAAUGUAGCACAAUUCGCAUGUGCGGGGAACAUCUAUAGUCUGGCGUAUUUUACACCUACCAUUGUCAAUUCCUUCGGUUACUCACCAUCAGCCACUCAGUUGUUCUCAGUCCCACCCUUUGGAGUUGCGUUAAUCUUCCUACUAGGGAUAUCGUACUGGUCCGAUGCGCGUCAAGCUCGGGGACUCGCGUGUAGCAUCAGCGCCGUCCUUUCGAUUGUCGGCUUUGCAAUCUUCUACGCGUCAGGCCACGAGCAAGUGAGGUACGGGUCCCUGUUCUUGUCGGUCCCGGGAGCCUAUGGCGUCUCACCAAGCUUGUCGGCUUGGACGGCCGACAACAGUGCCCCACAUAUGCGAAAAGCUACCGCACUCGCCUUGGGCACCAUGGUCGGAAACUCGGGGGGACUCUUCAGCGUUUGGAUUUUCGUCUUGGGGCACAAGCCGCGAUACAGCCUUCCGACCGCAAUCAAUCUAUUUUUUGGAGUGUUAAUCAUCGCCUGCUCUAUAUUAAACACAUUGUGGCUCAGUCACGCCCAGAAAAGGAAAGUAGCCAGAAGAAACGAGAUUCUCGAAAAGUUUGGUCCGCUUGAGGGAGGCAAGGCUUUCGAUGAAGCCAAGCUCGAGCCGGAGGAUCGCCCGAGCAAACAGGACCUUGCAUCUGCCCAAGCCUGGGACCAUCUCGGCGACCAACAUCCGGAUUUCAAGUACAUCUAUUAACCUCAGUCGAUGUAGCCGUUAGACUAUGUUCCACGUUCCAUCAUCAAGUUUUUAGACCACAAUACCCCCUA